Molecule: messenger RNA, 201 nt
Organism: Protopolystoma xenopodis
Lineage: Eukaryota; Metazoa; Platyhelminthes; Monogenea; Polystomatidea; Polystomatidae
Source: the annotation of a GenBank genome assembly
GAACAAGAGGAGCAGAAGCAACAAUUGCUGAGCGAACAAGCUCGUCUUUCACAUAGGGGCGCCUCUGAGAUGGUUCUUCUACAGUUGACGGCUGCCAGAGGUAGGGAGGCCAAUGCCUAUUCCAUCUAUAAGAAUCCUAUCAUCAGUUUUAAUAAUUAUGUCCUUGACGGUCUCAAGCGCGUUGACAAUCGCUAUUCUUAA